GAGCCUUUGCAUGAAGAACCAGUUUACUUGCAAUUUCCUCUGUGAACACUGCAUCCACCAAUUCGUCUCUACGUCCAUCUCAAUCCAGUGCUUGUGAUUUGCGUUUUCACCAUAUUCAUAGAUUUCCCGCCGCACGAGAACCGUGCGUAGCUUUGAUCGGUCGCCGAGCCAAUAGCAGUAUCCAAUCGGGUCACGUGUCCGCAGCGAAGUUAUAAAAGUAGGGGGCCGUAGAUCUGAAGCCUCUUUUCCAGUCACCCGUGCGUCGUCGAGUCCCGACGAUAACACUAAAAUAAAAAAAAAAGAACUACUACAUUCAGUGCGCGAAGUGUGCAGGCCGCAAGAAACCAAUCCGAAUUAAGGACAGGAGAACUAAAGUACUACUACUUACUUGCAACACUCACGAGAGAAGAUGCCGCAAACUGUGACCAACGGAUACCCGAACGGACACAUGUCCUACGACAUGGAGGACGGAUCCAACUUCCUCUUCACCUCCGAAUCCGUCGGAGAGGGACAUCCAGAUAAGAUGUGCGAUCAGAUCAGUGACGCCAUCCUCGACGCCCAUCUGCAGCAGGACCCCAACGCCAAAGUAGCUUGCGAGACCGUAACCAAGACCGGAAUGAUCUUGGUGUGCGGAGAGAUCACAUCGAAGGCCGUCGUCGAUUACCAGAAGGUAGUCAGGGAUACCGUCAAGCACAUCGGCUACGACGACUCAUCGAAAGGGUUUGAUUACAAGACUUGCAGUGUAAUGCUGGCUCUGGACCAGCAGUCCCCAAAUAUUGCUGCGGGAGUGCACGAGAACAGAAACGAAGAGGAGGUCGGAGCCGGAGACCAGGGUCUGAUGUUCGGAUAUGCUACUGAUGAGACAGAGGAAUGCAUGCCGCUGACGGUGGUGCUCGCGCACAGAUUGAACCACAGGAUCGCCGAGCUGAGGAGAUCCGGUGAAUUCUGGUGGGCGAGACCGGACUCGAAAACUCAAGUCACCUGCGACUACAGGUUCCAUCACGGCGCUUGCAUCCCGACGCGCGUCCACACCGUCGUCGUCUCGAUGCAGCACAGCGAGAAGAUCUCGCUGGAGGAGCUCCGCAAGGAGGUGCAAAGCAAAGUCGUCGAGAACGUGAUUCCGAGCAAGUACCUCGACGAGAAGACCGUCGUUCACAUCAACCCGUGCGGUCUCUUCAUCAUCGGUGGUCCACAGAGUGACGCCGGUGUGACGGGUCGCAAGAUCAUCGUCGACACUUACGGUGGUUGGGGCGCGCACGGUGGCGGCGCCUUCUCCGGCAAGGACUUCACCAAGGUGGACAGAUCCGCCGCGUACGCCGCCCGUUGGGUAGCCAAAUCUCUGGUGAAGGCCGGUCUCUGCCGUCGUUGCCUGGUGCAGGUGGCUUAUGCCAUCGGAGUCGCCGAACCUCUGUCCAUCACCGUCUUCGAUUACGGCACGUCGAAGCUGCCGCAGAGGGAACUCCUCAACGUCGUCAAGAAUAACUUCGAUCUGAGACCUGGCAAAAUCGUCAAGGAGCUGAAGCUGCGCCAACCGAUUUACCAAAAGACCAGCACCUACGGACACUUCGGUCGCGACGGCUUCACCUGGGAAACCCCCAAGGAGCUGCUCCUCAAUUGAUUCCGACCACGGAAGGGGAAACAAAACAGCAACAAAACAACAAUAUUUUAUAAGUUAGCUAGAUAUCACACACGUAGGACGAAAACUAAAAGAAAAGAAAAAAA
Nicrophorus vespilloides is the source of this 1722-nucleotide messenger RNA. RefSeq names its product S-adenosylmethionine synthase. The coding region runs from base 410 to 1618 and encodes 402 amino acids. The transcript has 8 exons. NCBI's taxonomy places the organism in Eukaryota, Metazoa, Arthropoda, Insecta, Coleoptera, Silphidae. Gene Ontology annotation, cellular component: cytosol. Gene Ontology annotation, biological process: S-adenosylmethionine biosynthetic process. The record is from RefSeq and is a predicted model, not a curated record. Gene Ontology annotation, molecular function: ATP binding; methionine adenosyltransferase activity.